AUGGUGUUCAAUGGGACUGCUGGAAUACUCUGUAGGGAUUUUGGAAUGCUUUCGUUGAGCUUUACGAGAUCUUUUAGCGGUAGCUCUGUUGUUUGUGGGGCGAAAGCCAUGAAGUACCUCAAGGCGCAGAAUAGAAGACAAUUGAAUGAAGCUAGGCAAAGUAAGAUCAAGAGCUCAUUGGAUAGUGUUGAUCCGGUUCUGGGUAAGAAAGAUACGCAGUUUAUAGUGCGUGUGAUGGCAGAAUUAAAGGAACCCAAGGUUCUUGCUAGAGGUUAUGAACAUAGCGAGGUGGAAAAGCUGAUAGCGUCUAUUGAAGCAUCUAAGAAUGAAAGGCUGAAGGUUAGUGGGUUAGACAAAGUGGCUAAGGAGAUAUCUUUGGAUGAUUCAGCGGUGGUUGAUUCAAAGCGUGAAGCUGUUUUGAGGAUUUUAAGCAUGAGAAAUGCGGAUAAUAAGACCGCGAUGAAAGCUGCUAUUAAGUUGACUAGAGAGGAGUUCCAAAGAUUUCCAGGCGAUACUGGCUCUAGUGAGGUGCAGGCAGCAGUGAUGACUGUGAGGAUUCACAAUUUGGCCAAACAUGUUCAAGAUAAUAAGAAGGACAAUAAAAAUACCAGAACGCUGAGAAUGCUCGUUCAACAAAGACAGAGUUUGCUUAGAUAUUUGAAAAGGGAUAAUCCUGAAAGGUACUUCUGGACUAUAGAAAAACUAGGCCUGACUGAUAAUGCUGUUGUCAGCGAAUUUAAUAUGGAUAGACGUUAUAUGCAAGAUUAUCAAUUUUUUGGUGACAGAAUUUUGAUCAAAGACUCCAAAAAAGUGGCGGGUGCCAAACGUAAAGCAGCACGUAGGGAGAAGAGAUUGUCCCAAGAUGCAUAG
Messenger RNA from Eremothecium cymbalariae DBVPG#7215, 870 nucleotides. It is a transcript of the gene MRPS28, whose product is annotated as mitochondrial 37S ribosomal protein uS15m. Bases 1 to 870 code for a protein of 289 amino acids. NCBI's taxonomy places the organism in Eukaryota, Fungi, Ascomycota, Saccharomycetes, Saccharomycetales, Saccharomycetaceae. Gene Ontology annotation, cellular component: ribosome. The transcript has a single exon. The record is from RefSeq and is a predicted model, not a curated record. Gene Ontology annotation, molecular function: structural constituent of ribosome. Gene Ontology annotation, biological process: translation.